Molecule: messenger RNA, 903 nt
Organism: Striga asiatica
Lineage: Eukaryota; Viridiplantae; Streptophyta; Magnoliopsida; Lamiales; Orobanchaceae
Source: the annotation of a GenBank genome assembly
AUGUGGAUAUUCCCGGUGUCGCCGAUGACAUUGAUGAGGCGACGAUCGAGCGCAUGUUUGGCUCAAUUCAGCCUGAGCAACAAGAGCAACAGCAGCCGUAUCACGACCAUUUCGAUGAUAUAUUUGGAGAGUCCCCGCCGGAGAGUAAUUUUUACUUUCACCCCAAAAAACAAAUUAGAAGAUGAUGGAUGGGAUGAACGAAGCUUAUAUUUUUUUCUUCCUUCUGGAGAGGAUCGGGAUAUUUUCUUCGUCCCAAAUGGGCACGCCGACAUUGCCAUCGAGGAGGCAGAGUUUUUUCUUCUCACCCAUAGUUCUUCCGACGUCAACACUCGUGAAUCCAUUGGUUGCCCCACUAUCAACGUGAAAAACAACAAAGAACCAUUCAAUGGACGACAAAAAAGCAAUACAUACAAUCAAAGCAUACUUCAAACUUUAUCCUUACGAAAGAGGAGCAGCCGAUAUCUUCCUUCGUGCAGCUUGAGUACCUUCUCUGAAGUUGGUCUUGAAUCUGCGAGGAACGUGGCGGAGGUACAUACCGCGUCCAGUUCCAGUGGUCUUUCUGCGGAUGGCCUUCACACUCCAAUUUCCACUUGCGAGCGGUCGGGUAAGCACAGGCUGAGCAGCGGCUCUUCUGGAGGUGGAAGCUGCGGCGACACACCUCACACAGAGAGUGCGUGUCUUGUUCCUCCUCUUACCAAAGCUUCCGGUUCCCUUGCCCAUCGUUGUUGUGUUGCAGAAACCCUAGCAGAUCUAUUUGAGCUCCGCAACUGUACUGGGAGUUCUAGUUUGGCCCUCAACCUCAUCCACUGUCAGGGUGACAGACCUGUAGAGCUCUCCACUAGCUCUUGGAUAAUAAUGGGGGAUGAUUUGGAGCUGAGGAAUUUGGCUGGGUUUGCUUCUUGA